GGAGAGGGAUCAAACUGGAGCAUGGGACAAAGACAACUAUUCUGUUUGGGGCGUGCUCUUUUGAGAAGAAGUAAAAUAUUGGUGUUGGAUGAAGCAACUGCAUCAAUUGAUAACAUAACUGAUAUGAUUCUGCAGAAAACCAUUAGGACUGAGUUUGCAGAUUGCACAGUGAUCACAGUAGCUCACAGAAUACCAACCGUGAUGGAUUGUACAAUGGUUCUUUCAAUCAGUGAAGGAAAUUUGGUGGAAUAUGAUGAACCAAUGAGCCUAAUGAAGACUGAAGGAUCACUAUUCAGGCAGCUUGUCAAUGAAUACUACUCUCAUUUUCAAUCUACUAUA
Cajanus cajan (pigeon pea) is the source of this 339-nucleotide messenger RNA. The record is from RefSeq and is a predicted model, not a curated record. Lineage: Eukaryota; Viridiplantae; Streptophyta; Magnoliopsida; Fabales; Fabaceae.